This is a messenger RNA of Thermothelomyces thermophilus ATCC 42464, 865 nucleotides long. RefSeq names its product epimerase/hydratase. The transcript is spliced from 3 exons. Bases 44 to 733 code for a protein of 229 amino acids. NCBI's taxonomy places the organism in Eukaryota, Fungi, Ascomycota, Sordariomycetes, Sordariales, Chaetomiaceae. The record is from RefSeq and is a predicted model, not a curated record.
UAUUCACAACGCUAAGCUUUGACAGCUUGAACAUUUUCUGAAAAUGGCAGUGCCCGAACAGAAGGUGAUCUUCAUCCUCGGUGGCGGACCACGCAUUGGUCAUGCCGUGGCCAAGAAGUUCUUGAGCCAAGGGUACAAAGUUGCCAUCGGCAGACGCAACACUGAGAAGACGGAACUGGACGGUGUCUUGCCUGUUUACGUCGAUGUUACACAGCCGGAGACGAUCGAGGAAGCAUUCCGCGAGGUCGAGUCAAAGCUAGGAGUUCCAAGCACCGUGGUAUACAAUGCUGCCGCACUUACCUUCCCCCCCGACAACGACCCGUUCGGCGUGGAUCCGGCGGACUUCAGUCGCGAUCUCGCGAUCAACGUGGACGGCGCGUAUGCCGCUCUCCACCAUGCGACUCGCCUCGCCCGGCGCCGCAACGUCUCCCCUCUUGCUUUCAUCGCAACGGGCAACGUCACUCCCUUCAAGGCGCACCCGCUCGCAGUGACCCUCGGCCCCGGCAAGUCCGCGCUGGCGCAUCUCAUCUCGCUCGGGACGAGUGCCUACGACGCGAAGGAGUUCAGGUUUUACUUCGCUUCCCAGGUUACCGAUGACGGUGGCCCGGUCCCGUAUCCGGAGGUGAGCGGCGAGGCGCAUGGAGAGGCCUAUUGGAGGCUGGUGAAUGGGGAGAGAGCUGAGUGGGAUGUGAGGUUUACUGCAGCCCCUGACAGCUCUCCAAAGUUCGCCUGAGGGGCGGCGGUCUUGACGUCUGUCAUCCGUGCUUAUUUGGCUGUCGGGAAUGCUCAGCACCGUCGAUGCCCCGAUCUCGUUGCUCACCACUCUCAGCGGUAUUUAGUGGAGAAACUGAGCCACGAUUCUCUG